AUGGCAACUCCUGCGCCAGAGUGGACGCCCGGUUCUUGGCGUUCCAAGCCCAUCAAACAGGCGCCGGCGUACCCAGAUGCGAAGCUUUUGCAAAAGUCCGUUGACGAACUGUCGAGGUUGCCUCCCAUUGUCCACCCCAAGGAAAUUGUCGCCCUCAAACAGCAUCUUCGUGAUGUGGCCAAGGGCGAGGCAUUCCUGCUCCAGGGCGGAGACUGCGCUGAACUCUUCUCGUACUGCGAGCAGAAUGCCAUCGAGUCUAAGAUUAAGCUCUUGCUGCAGAUGAGUCUGGUCCUCGUUUGGGGUGCUGACAAGAAGGUCGUUCGAAUCGGCCGCAUGGCAGGCCAGUAUGCGAAGCCCAGGUCAAGCCCGACCGAGGUUGUGGACGGAGUCGAGAUGCCUUCUUUCAGAGGAGACAUAUUAAACGGAUUCCACGUUGAUGAGAGAGAGAUUGAUCCUCAAAGGCUUGUCAAGCAAGUUUCUCCCCACAUCCAAGAUGAGGGCGAUCAACUCGACUAA
Molecule: messenger RNA, 516 nt
Organism: Verticillium alfalfae VaMs.102
Lineage: Eukaryota; Fungi; Ascomycota; Sordariomycetes; Glomerellales; Plectosphaerellaceae
Product: phospho-2-dehydro-3-deoxyheptonate aldolase
Exons: 1
Coding region: 1-516 (171 amino acids)
Biological process (GO): aromatic amino acid biosynthetic process
Molecular function (GO): 3-deoxy-7-phosphoheptulonate synthase activity
Source: RefSeq, a predicted model, not a curated record